AACAACAAUCGGCGAUGAUGUCAGUCUCGUUCUCCUCCUCCUCCGACUGCUUCUCCGACGACCUACUUUGCGGCGAGGACUCCUCCGAAAUCUUAUCGGACGACUCGCCGGAAUGCUACUACCUCGAAUCGCCGGCCGAUAUCGAAGAAUCCAUCGCCGGAUUCAUCGAAGACGAGAGGAACUACGUGCCUGGAAUCGACUAUCUCGAAAGGUUUCAAUCUCAGCCGUUGGAUGCUUCGGCUCGAGCAAGAUCUGUUGCUUGGAUUCUCAAGGUGCAAGCUUACUAUGGAUUCCAGCCGUUAACGGCGUAUCUCUCCGUCAACUACUUAGAUCGUUUCAUGUAUUCUCGCCGUCUGCCGGUAAUUUUUCGUCAAAUAUACCAAAAAAAUUGUUUUUCUUUCUAA
This is a messenger RNA of Camellia sinensis, 404 nucleotides long. NCBI's taxonomy places the organism in Eukaryota, Viridiplantae, Streptophyta, Magnoliopsida, Ericales, Theaceae. The record is from RefSeq and is a predicted model, not a curated record.